This is a messenger RNA of Lates calcarifer (barramundi perch), 4822 nucleotides long. RefSeq names its product ceramide synthase 3a (gene cers3a). The coding region runs from base 909 to 2102 and encodes 397 amino acids. The record is from RefSeq and is a predicted model, not a curated record. Lineage: Eukaryota; Metazoa; Chordata; Actinopteri; Centropomidae. Gene Ontology annotation, biological process: ceramide biosynthetic process. The transcript has 11 exons. Gene Ontology annotation, molecular function: DNA binding; sphingosine N-acyltransferase activity. Gene Ontology annotation, cellular component: membrane.
UUUGUCUGACAUGCAGUAUGAAUUGUGGAGCCUUUUACACAUACGUGUUUGCCUUUUCAAAUUGUAUCCAAUUAAUUCAGUUUUACUAAAGGUGGACUCCAGUUUAAUUCUAGACACAUCUCAAGGAGAUGUCAAGCAAACAGGAUGCAUCCGACUACAAUGUCAGGUGUUUUAAGAUAAUGUCAGUUUAUAAGAGAUUAUAGUUAAUAUCAAGGUAAGUGGUAUCAGCCUGGUAGAAAUCUACAAUUUUGUUAUGAAAAUCUUUGCAUGUUUGCAGCCUGUGCAUGAAGUAUAAUUUAGGUAGGGACAAAUAAGGUAUUUGGUUGUUUAGGUGGAGGGACUUUAGUAGAUAUAAAUCUGAUAGAAAUUAAAUAUAAUUUAUUGUAAUGGGGGUAUACAAGCAGCACUUUCACCAGUGCUGAUAUCUGGUACAUACUGUAUGCCAGUAUAUUUAUUUUCUGUAAAGACCAAUCAGUUGACAAUUUUUCAAAGUCAGCAUAAUUUUCCAGUUACCUCCUCUGAUCCUGUAUGGUUUGUUUUGUCGAAGAGCUUGCUUUUGUACUUUAUCACAAGAACACAGUACAAACAAGGUUAUUUGAUACCCUGAGGGCAAGGAGAAAAAAAAGUGUUGUGUGUUGUGACAAUCCGCUAGCCUAUCUCUACUUCCUGGAGGGGAGAAAAAAAAACCCUUCCCAGGUAAUUGUGGCUGGACUGGGUGUGACCCUAAAGAAUGUCAAACAAAGAAAGAGUGACUGGCUCACUUGUCGUAGUGAGGGAAUAGAGGAUUUUACCAUCCGUGUUCACGUCCCAGCACAGCAGUCAGCUGGAGUGGAAACAACAGCCCGUACCUGCUCUAUCUGGAAACACUGACAGUGGAAAGGACCCAGUGGUUCUGUUAUUGUGGAGGGAUGUUUAACAUGCUGUAUGAGUGGUUCUGGUGGGACAGAAUCUGGCUGCCGGUGAACCUGACGUGGGCUGACCUGGAGGACAGGGAGGGCAGGGUCUAUGCCAAAGCCUCACAUCUCUAUGUCACUGUCCCCUACGCUUUUGUCUUCCUACUCAUCAGAUACCUGUUUGAAAGGUGGAUAGCGACACCUCUCGCAUUCUCUGCUGGGAUCAGGCAGAGAGUUCAUCUGAGAGCACAGGAUAACCCCAUUCUGGAGCACUACUACACCACUCAGAGUAGAAAUCCUGCUCAGGCAGACAUUGAUGGACUGUCUAAGAAAAGCAGUUUGUCAGUGAGACAAGUUGAACGGUGGUUCAGAAGAAGACGUGGCCAGGAUCGUCCCGGAGUCCUGAAGAAGUUCAGAGAGGCCAGUUGGAGGUUUGUCUUCUAUCUGUUGGCGUUCUUUGGAGGAAUAGCAGCUCUGUAUGAUAAAGAAUGGUUUUAUGACACUCGGGAGGUAUGGACAGGUUUUCCAAAGCAGUCCAUGCUGGAGUCUCAGUACUGGUACUACAUCUUGGAGAUGAGCUUCUACUGCUCUCUCGUCUUCAGCAUCGCCUUCGAUGUCAAGAGAAAGGACUUUAAGGAGCAAAUCAUCCAUCACUUGGCCACAUUAGUCCUCUUAUCAUUUUCCUGGUGUGUCAACUACAUUCGUGUUGGAACGCUGGUCAUGCUCGUCCAUGAUGCCUCUGAUGUUUUACUAGAGUCUGCCAAAUUAUUCAACUAUGCCAAAUGGGAGAGAACCUGCAAAACUCUUUUUGUUCUGUUUGCCAUAGUGUUUAUGGUGACACGACUGAUCAUCUUUCCGUUUUGGCUGAUCCACUGUACCUGGGUUUACCCCGUCCACCAUUACCCCGCCUUCUUUGGCUACUAUUUCUUCAAUGUGAUGUUGGUGGUUCUCCUCUGUCUGCACAUAUUCUGGGCCUACCUCAUUCUGUGCAUGAUCAGGAAAUUCAUGUUUGGCACCCUGACCAGAGAUGAGAGAAGUGAUAAUGAAGAGGAAGAGGAGGAAGAGGAGAGCAGCACAACAGAGGAUGAAAGUGCAGAACAGCACAAGCUUGGCAAUGGAGUGGCAGCUGAUGAGAAGGAGGACAAGAACGGCUGCUUCGGAUGCUUGUCUCCACCAGAGAACAUCUAUCGGUCAAAGACUGUAUACUGACUCUUGUUGAGUGUGAUCAGUGGAGCUGAGGAUGUGGGAAACUGAACGAUGCUAAAUACAUUUCAUCCAAUACAGACUGAAAAAUAACGCAAAACAUCAUUUAUUCCUACACGACCUGACCUGAAUAAGCCUUGCAGCUCUUAAGACUGUGCACAUGAACAGGGAGAGAAACUCCCUGUUUUCUCCUCAGUUUUGUCAGUGACAGUACUUUCCUUCAACAGGUCAAAAGGGACCAGUGAACCAAACAAGCAAACAAAACACAAACCCCACUGUAUGCUCAUCAUCACAUCUAAUCUGUUCCAUAUUGUUUGUGAAGUGCAGAGGCCGUGAGCUGUGGAGCGAUUCCUGCAGCUGCUUUGCCUCACUGUUGCAUCCAUCAAGGCCUGCUGGCUUUUAUGUCAGCCCUCUGUUUAUGGCCACAGAGAGAUGAAUGGGAUCCAGAACCUGUCAGGGUGCCCCCAGCAACCUUUGAGUAUGUACCCUGUCAACACUGAAAUAAUGUCUUAAAUCUAGAUUUUGAUUCAGGUCAACUUAGCAAGACAGAGCAAUGAUGUAUUAUCUAGUUUGUUACCACCACCCCCCCGCAAAUGCAAUUAAUCUAUUACCAACAACAACAACCGAUAUGCUGUGAACAUGGGACUUUUGGAUCCCCUAGGGGUCUGGGAUUUGGGGGCAUUUGCCAGCCUUGCAUGUUUGGUAAUCCAGCUUUGUGCCCAGUGGUCCAGGAUGUGUUUAGCCUGGAUUCUUUGACUGGAAGUAUGGAAAAAUUUCAGGCGCUAACAAGGCACAAGGUUGUCAUAUAUCCUAAUAUCUUUAACCACUAUACCCUCUUUCUUUUGUUGUUGAGUGUAACAGUUCUUACUUGACUGGAGAAAACAGUUUGUUUAGUUUAGUUCAGUUCAUCUAUCACCACAGCCAAAGUGAAACCAGAACGUCUGAGUUCUGUUGCAGAAAUAAGAAAACCUUAUUCAAGAUCCCACUGAUAUUUGUACCAAUGAUAGUACAAAUCCUCCCUUGCAUUAGAGGCUUUCUCAACAGUAUGUCAUGUCUUGUUUAGAUAAGGAAAGUAGUUUCUUGAAAUAUGAACUAAUAUUGUUAUUUACUUCAUAUGUCUCUUUUUAUUUCUAUUGGUCCUUAAUGUAGAUGUGUUCAGAACAUAUACAAUUGACUCUCUGUCAACAAAUCUUUAAACUGAACUGACAAUGGUGAAUCAUCAUUGUCAUCAACAAAUCAGUAGCGUUUAGCAGCAGAGCUCCUCACUAGUGACUGCUGUCAGCUCAGCCAUGAUUCCUAAUAUGUUACUUAUUCAUUAAAAGAUUGAUGAAAGACACAGAAACAAUCAGAAUCCGAACCAGUGCUAAACUAUGUGGCUGUAUGAAUGGUGAUGUGUUCGCUUGCUGACAUAUGAACUGAGGUGCAUUUGAGUGGCCCAACAAACACCAUUUUCCAUACGCUCCAGACCUUUGCAGACUUAAAUGUAGGAACGGAGCUAGUCUGGAUUUGACUUUGUGACCUUGGCUCUUACAACCCAACCCUAACCCUCCCAGGUAUUCUUGGAGAUGGAGGAAAUCCCUAAUGUUGAGGUUUACCAGACCCCCAAAUACAUCCAUGGCCAUAUAAAUUAUGAGAGAGGCAAAAGAGGAAGUCAGGUGGUGUCAUUACAGAGAAAUAAAACCCACGGAGGGAGGAGGUUGUGGUGGAUGAGUGGAUCAACAAGAACAUCAGACUUUAACACAGGAAGUUGCUGUUUGUUACCAAUUGUUGACCAACAGUCUGCACCAGAAAAACAGGGGCAGAUGACGUCUCAUGCAGUGAGGUUUGAUUAUAUUUCAAUCUGGAAAAUGAAAAUAUUGUUGUCUGUAGGCUAUGUCAGAAUAUACUGGCAUUUAACUUGAUCAGAGCCGCAGCACAGGUAUGUAGACUCGUCUGUUGUAGUUGAACUGGCCACUGGGAGCACCAGGAGAAACCCUGUGGCAUUCAUAUUGCUGGUGGACGGUCAAAAAUCUAUUAGGUUUGUGCUGUUCCUCUCUGUCUCUUUAAAUCUGUAUUUUUUACAAGUACAAUCUCUGUAGUACACCUGUGACCACUACAACAAAAGUGAUUACACCUGUGAUUUCCAUUUCCUCAUUACUCAUUGUUCUGGUGAUUCAUAUUGAGAAUCGGUUUCCCUUAGUUGUAAUUUCACUGUUACCCACAGGAUGGCACUAAUAACCUUUUCUGAUGUCUGUCAAAUCAUGAAGCAGGACCAGACUAUUAACCACAUAUGUAACAGAAAAAUGGAAACAGUUUCUGGCUGGAUUAAUAAUCAUUAUUAUAAGUCUGGUAAUCUGUUCAUGUAAUAGGGAAUCUACAGGUCUGUGAAAACAACUGAAAUGACCCUUUACAAACCAAAGGUAGAAAAAACAACACUCUUAUAGUCACUGAGUCCAAACUCCACAUAUUAUACAGCUGUUUUCAUAGGCUGAACAGUACUAACUUGGAUUAGUUAACAGAUCUGUUUCCAUUACCAGAUUAAGGUUUGUUUAAGAGCAGAGACUCUUACACUUGGAUAGAAGUGAGGUGUGACAUUUAGCAAUUUAAGGCUAACAUAAUAGUUAGCCUUACAUUUUUGAGUCCAUAGAACAUUAACAUAACUUUCAUCUAAGAAGAGAACCCAAAACGCUGCUUGUUUUGUGCACAAGCUGUAAAAUAAUACCCUGAAAUAAAAAGGUUACUUCCUA